AUGAAUUUAUCCGAUAAAUAUCAAGUGAAUAUUGACGAUGUUCACUUAGAUUUACUCGAUAUUGAACGUACACUUCAAACUUCAUUUAUCCGUGAUACAUUUGAACAUUAUGUCAAUGGUAUUUGCGGUGUUCUAUUUUGUAUACUGGGUAUUAUUAGUAAUGCAUUAAGUUUUUCUGUACUAAUACGCCGUACAAUGAAAUUAUCGACAUAUGUGUAUUUAGCUGGAUUAUGUUUAAGUGAUUUUACAGCAUGCAUAUGUCUAUUACCAAUAUGUUUACUUGAUGCUUAUCCAAUAUCGAUAUUUGAAUAUGAACUACCAAAGACCUAUAGUAUCUUAAGGUUUUUAAUCAUAACCGGUGUAAUUAGUACAACAGCUAGAGCUGUCAGUGUUUGGUUAUGUUUUGCAUUUACUAUUUGUCAACCCUUCAUUGGUCCUCAAUAUUGUACAAUGAAAAAUGCACGUUAUGUUACGUUUUUUAUUUAUAUACUCGGUUUAUUAUAUGCGUUACCAUUAUUAUUUGAAUAUGAACCGGUCGAAGUUGUCCUAUUUGAUAUGGAAAAAAAAUUUUAUCGUCAACAAUUAACAAAACUUGGAAGAAAUGGAACAUUUAGAUGGAUCUAUGUUACAAUAAAUUCUUGUGGCGUAUACAUCAUACCAUUGAUAACAAUAGCUAUUCUAAAUAGACAAUUGUUAACAGCUAUACGUUUAUUAGAAAAACGUUCAGAAGAAAUUAAAGCACCACUGCCAUCCAAACAAGGUGUUACAAUCAUGUUAAUUGCCACAACGGUUUGUCUUGUUUUAUUUCGUUUACCUUUAUUAUUAUUAUCAAUUCUAUGGUUAGUAAAAGCAAAUUUAUUUUUUGCUGAUAAAACAAAACUACCUUUAAGACGAUUUCAUACAGUUGCGAAUACGGCUGCUGUUUUUAAUGCUGCAACAAGUUUUAUACUCUUUAUUGUUUAUGGUACAAAAUUUCGUUCAGAAUUUACAAAAAUUUAUUGUUGUUGUUUUAAUAAAAAGUCAAAAUCAAAAAUCAAAAAUAAUCGUCAAUAUAAUGGAGUAGAACAAAAAUUAUUGCAAGAUGGUCUAAAUAAUAUGAAUAACAACGGGAGAAUAGUUUACUCUGGACGUAAACGAAAUAGUAGUGGUGUUACGACCACAUCAGUAUUAAAACGAACAUCAACAACUACAAUGUCAACAACAUCUAUAUCAUCAUGUAAAAAGUUUAGACGAAAACACAAACGUCGACUUACAGACGAUAAUAGCAAUACUAAUAAUAAUCAUCAGGCUCACUAUAACAAACCAAUGAAUGAAGAUGCAAAUAAUCACACAAAUAAUAAUCAGAAUAAAAAAUCAGAAAUCAACUGUGAUAAAUGUGCUCAAAAUCAUGAUUAA
Didymodactylos carnosus is the source of this 1395-nucleotide messenger RNA. NCBI's taxonomy places the organism in Eukaryota, Metazoa, Rotifera, Eurotatoria, Philodinida, Philodinidae. The record is from the annotation of a GenBank genome assembly.